Messenger RNA from Gryllus bimaculatus (two-spotted cricket), 1277 nucleotides. Lineage: Eukaryota; Metazoa; Arthropoda; Insecta; Orthoptera; Gryllidae. The record is from the annotation of a GenBank genome assembly.
AUGUCGAAGUGUUCUGGUAAUCUUCCAGCAACGAUAAGCGUCAGCAGGAAGUGCGCGAACCGCAAGAGAUUGCAGCGGCGGCGGCGGCGGCGCUGGCGGCCAGUUGACGCCUCGCGUGGCGCGAAGUGCCGUCGGCCUGCAGGCCAAGGCGCAUCCGCCAUGCGCGGCCUCGCCGGCAGCUGUUUCUUGGCGCUGGUGCUGCGCGCUGCGAUCGUCACGGUCCAGGCAGAUUCUCCUAACAACGUUUCGCUUCCAGUAUUUUACAAAGUACAUCUUGAAGACUUGAAAAUUCUUCGAGCAACGGCCUAUACACUUUUAAUUCAGGUGACAUCAUGUCGACAGUCCUGCAAUACAGUCAACGUAAAAUUUAAAAUUAAGACAUCUUCAAGUGUGUCGUGGUGGGCUCCUAAAGACGUACGGAUUCACCCUUCUCACAAUGACACCUACAACAUCGGCGGCCUGCUGCCCGACACGCUGUAUUCUGUGCGCGCCUUUAUUAGCCCGCCUGGCACUUACACGAAAACCCUGGUGACCUACACGUGUCCAGAGCGCCCUGCACCGGUGCGCGGCCUGCGCGUGGCGGGGGCGGGGCCGGGCUGGCUGGACGUGCGCUGGGCGCCGCCCGCGCCAGAGGUCUGCGUCAGCGACGUGGAGUACGAGACGCGCUACCGCCCGCGCGGCGGCCUCUUCACGCCGCUGCGCGUCUACGGCGUCGUGCCCGGCCGCCGGCAGGGCUUCGUGCAGAUGCGGCCCGCGCACCCGUGCCCCGCGUGGCCCACGGAGUUCUGCCUGCUGCUCGUGGACGCCGUGCUGCCCGGCCGCAACCACACUAUAGAGGUGCAGGUGCACCGCGUGGACGGCCGGCGCCAGGAGAAGGCGGCCGUGCAGAGCGUGGAAGGCUACGCGGACCCGCGCCCGCUCACGUGGGGCCCGGACGAGGGCGCCCCGGGGGGCCGCGGGCCCCCACCCAGCGGCGGCCCCCACGAGGCCGCCGUGCGCUCCUGGUUCGUCGUCUCCCUCGUGGCGCUCGUGCUGCUCCUUGUCUUCUCCGGGGUCGUCCUCGUCCUCCUGCACAGGUUGGUCACGUGCCGUCUCCCAUCAUACUCAAUCACACGGAUCGCGCGCGAUCUUUCCUUCCUCUUCCUGGCCUAUCCUCACUUCGUAGGACGCUUUACCAAGCGGCAGGGCUCUUCCCACGCCGCCACCGCUGCACGCCACUGUCGCUAUGGAAGGGGGUGGGUUGUGCAGGGGUAGGUUUCGCCGACCCUCCGGUGACG